Messenger RNA from Penicillium soppii, 864 nucleotides. Its product is annotated as FAD-dependent oxidoreductase. Gene Ontology annotation, cellular component: mitochondrion. Bases 1 to 864 code for a protein of 287 amino acids. NCBI's taxonomy places the organism in Eukaryota, Fungi, Ascomycota, Eurotiomycetes, Eurotiales, Aspergillaceae. The transcript has 2 exons. The record is from RefSeq and is a predicted model, not a curated record.
AUGAAGGAUAAUAGCCACCAGCAGGCUUUCAAUUUCCUGCCUGGCCAAUGGCUUGAUGUUCAUAUCCCCGCCAUCGCCCAAGCGGGAGGAUUCACCAUAACAUCUACACCCGCAGAUGCAAAAGAGCUGCCAAUACCCGAAAAUCCCGUAGACUUGCUAUCCGAGGGAGAGCUAGCCCCGUUGCCAGAGUCCCAAGGACGAGUACCAUAUGUGGAGCUGGCCGUACAAAACUCCCCAGGCAACCCUUCUGCCGCAUGGCUAUGGAGACCAAACGAGGAGAUCAUAGGCAAAGAACUGAACAUCCGUGUCGGAGGAAGCUUUGUCUGGCCACCGACGGGAAUAAACAUCAGUGACGUGAAGAAUGCAGUCUUUGUUGCUGGCGGUGUAGGCAUCAAUCCGUUGAUAUCAAUCCUCUCACACCUAAACAAUAACCAGCCACAAACGCCCACUCCAAGCACUAUCCACAUCUUAUACACCAGCCGCCUACCGCAUGGACAUGAAACACUCCCAGCAGACGAGGUACUAGAUCAGGUCCUAUUUCUGCGGCGUCUGCGGCAGAUACUCCUGUCCCAGGAGACGUCACACCGACUCCAGAUAUCGCUGGACUUGUUCCUCACAAACGUAGCUCCGUCAUCUGAUCUACUCACGUCUGGUUCUCCGUCUGAUAUUACGAUUCAUUCGUCGCGAAUCAGCGAUAGUGAUCUACGCUUUGCGGUGGGCAGUAAAGAAAAUGGGUUAGAUCCUUGCGAAACAGUGUGCUAUGUUUGUGGGCCGCCUGCUAUGACCGAUUCCAUCGUUGAGAGAUUACAAGGGAUGCUCGGAGAGGAUGCGGAGAAGCGUAUAUUUUUCGAAAAAUGGUGGUGA